Panicum hallii is the source of this 721-nucleotide messenger RNA. RefSeq lists its product as uncharacterized. The transcript has 4 exons. NCBI's taxonomy places the organism in Eukaryota, Viridiplantae, Streptophyta, Magnoliopsida, Poales, Poaceae. The record is from RefSeq and is a predicted model, not a curated record. The coding region runs from base 86 to 388 and encodes 100 amino acids.
AACCCUAAAAAAAACCACACGGCCUCGCCGCCUCUCUCUCACCUCCACCGCGAGCUCGCGCUCCCCUCCCCGUCCCCGGCAAGCCAUGGCGUCGCGCCUCCGUUCCUUCGCCCGCCCGGCCGCCGCGGCCUUCCUCCGCUCCGCAGCCAGCCGGAGCCCCGCCGCUUCCCUCCCCCGCUCCCUCGCUCCCGUCCCCAGGGCUCCGGCCGUGGGGCGGCUGAUGGCGCUGGCGCGGUCGCUGCAGCCGCUGCACAGCGCGGUCUCGGCGGCGCGGCUGACGUCGCGGCUGGGGGCGGAGGUAGCCCGGGCCGUGUCGCAGGGUGAUGUCUGUCCUUCCUGGUGCUCAGGAGUUGUUUCGCUGGAGAUUGGGCUUCAUUUUAUCCACUAGAUUUGGAGACGGGGCUCAGUGUCCCUCGAUAAUGAAAGGUACUGCUCCAGAUGGCAGCAGCAGCAGCAGAUAUUUGCAAGACUUGGUUAUCUUCAAUAAUCAUUUUUGUUAAAUCAUUACCUUAUGUAUUAUUCAGGGGCACCUACUUUAUGCUAUAUACUAGUGGCGCACGUUUGACCUUGAACCUUCCUGGUAACAGUUUUUCGUUUGAAUUCCAUUUGAGCUCAAGGUUUCAGAGACAUAGUUGUCUUUUGUAAACAUACUGGUCGAAUUGGGCCAAUUGCUGUUUUCGUCCAUCUCAAGAGCUAACCUAGUUGAUAUCCUCAAUGGUCU